GCCAAGCCCCCGGCGCCCGUGCGCACCCCCGCCGGCGCAACACUGCGGUCGGGCGGUGCGGAGAGGGGAAGGCACCAGCGAUGCCUCCUAAGGAUGUCAGAAUCCAGGGGCGGUUCCUUUAAGAAUGGCCUCCGGGAUCUGCGUUACCAGCAGCUCGAGCCUCAGUUUCUCCAUCUGGGAAAUGAGGACCCUCGUGUAUUCGUGUCAGAUCUGUGACGAUUACAGAUGUGCGAUUGAUUCACCAGAAACCGUGAGAACACUCCGCUUUUAAGUGUUUUUAUGUCGGAACACAUUCCAAAUAUUCUGAGGGAUGCAGACAAGACCAAGAUGUGGUUGCUAUUAACAGUAGCAAGUUUGAUAUCUGCGCUUGGAACCACACAUGGUUUCUUUGGAAAAUUACAUCCUACAAGCCCGGAAGUGACUAUGAAUAUUAGUCAGAUGAUCUCCUACUGGGGAUACCCAAGUGAAGAGUAUGAGGUUAUAACUGAAGACGGUUACAUCCUGGGUAUCUACCGAAUUCCUUAUGGAAAGAAAAAUUCAGAGAAUAAAGGCCGGAGACCUGUGGUGUUUUUGCAGCAUGGUUUGCUCACGUCAGCCACCAACUGGAUUUCCAACCUGCCCAACAACAGCCUGGGCUUCAUCCUGGCCGACGCGGGUUAUGACGUGUGGCUGGGGAACAGCCGGGGAAACACCUGGGCCAGAAGAAACAUAUACUACUCGCCAGACUCCGUUGAAUUCUGGGCUUUCAGCUUUGAUGAAAUGGCUAAAUACGACCUUCCAGCCACAAUUGAUUUCAUCUUAAAGAAAACUGGGCAGGAUCAGCUCCGCUACGUUGGCCACUCCCAGGGCACCACGAUUGGUUUUAUUGCCUUCUCUACCAAUCCCAAGCUGGCUAAGAAAAUAAAAACUUUUUAUGCACUGGCUCCAGUGGCCACUGUCAAGUACACCAAGACCCUAUUAAACAAGCUCAUGCUUCUUCCUUCAUUCCUCUUCAAGCUUGUAUUUGGAAACAAAAUAUUCUACCCACACCACUUUUUUGAUCAAUUUCUUGCUACUGAAGUGUGCUCCCGCCAGACGGUGGACCUCCUCUGCAGCAAUGCCUUAUUUAUCAUUUGUGGAUUUGACACUAAUAACUUAAAUAUGAGUCGCUUGGGUGUGUAUCUAUCACAUAAUCCAGCAGGAACAUCGGUUCAAAACGUCCUCCACUGGUCCCAGGCUGUCAAGUCCGGGAAAUUCCAAGCUUUUGACUGGGGAAGCCCGGUUCAGAACAUGAUUCACUUUAAUCAGAAUGAAUUUCCAAGACUGAAAAGCAUGGAGAAAAUUCUCUCUUCUCCUUGUGUUCAUCUGGUUGGCCUGCUCAUUCUUCCCAGCUCCUCUUCUGUCAUGUCAUCCAGCUGGGUCUCAAGACCAGGGAUCCUUAACCUAACUUGCCGUAUCUGGGAGCUCAUCCUUCCAGAGCAGCAUUUAUCCAUCCUUAAAGUUCUUCAGUUCAAGAUCUCCCUACAAGUCCCAACAAUCCACUGCUCUUUAUUGCAUUCCACACAAUUCAUGGAUACCAGUAGACUUAGUAAUACCAGACCAGCUGCUUGCUAUCACUACAUUGCUCGAUUUGUGUCACUGUGGCAAGGUCAGUCCCUAUUAAGUGCUGAGGUACAAUAUCUCUCUGGAGACUCAAGUGACUCUGUUUGUGAAUCUUUAUCUCCUCAUCAUAAAUAUAUUAGCUCAACUUGUGAAUCACUGAUGAAUAUAUUCUCAUUGUAUGUGUGUCUAAAAUAUAUACCUCAGUAUAAAUAUAUAUUUAUAAAUACCUGAAUAUCUUCUUCUGGAGAAAAUGUACAGCUUAAAAAAGACACAUUUAGGUGUUUUUAUUUUAUUUUUUUAAACAAUGGUAAAAGAGUUUUUGGUAGGCAGUGUAUAUAUCAUGGUGAUAUAUGGUAUGUUAAUGUGUAAUACAUAAUUUUUACCAUUGUAUAAAGCAAAUAAAGAUCUUUUUAA
Suricata suricatta (meerkat) is the source of this 1995-nucleotide messenger RNA. Its product is annotated as gastric triacylglycerol lipase. The transcript is spliced from 10 exons. The coding region runs from base 280 to 1812 and encodes 510 amino acids. Gene Ontology annotation, cellular component: intracellular membrane-bounded organelle. Gene Ontology annotation, biological process: lipid metabolic process. The record is from RefSeq and is a predicted model, not a curated record. NCBI's taxonomy places the organism in Eukaryota, Metazoa, Chordata, Mammalia, Carnivora, Herpestidae. Gene Ontology annotation, molecular function: hydrolase activity, acting on ester bonds.